AUGGCGGGAGUUUUGGAAGGCCCACGGUUGCGUUCGGAUAGCAACUCCAGCACAGCGUCCAGCAGAACAAUGCUGCGGCAGAGGCUCUCUCAGCUCCUCACAUGUGUGGAGGACCUCAGCUCUGAUGAUGAGGCCACUGAGGAGGUGUCUCGCACCCUGGAUGAAGCCUUCCAGCUUUGCGGACGAUAUAGCGGAGAAUUCUUCAGACUGCACAUAGUGACAUGGAACGUCGCUACAGCAGAGCCUCCAGAUGAUGUUAGGUCACUGUUGCAGCUGGAUUCUGACACCCCUGCUGACCUUUUUGUGAUUGGUCUGCAGGAGGUGAGAGCCACUCCAGUAAAGUAUGUCUCUGAUCUGAUAGCAGAAGACUCAUGGAGCCACCUCUUCAUGAACACUCUGGGGCCAAUUGGCUUUGUCAAGGUGACCUCUGUGAGGAUGCAGGGUCUCCUCCUGAUGGUCUUUGCUAAGCAGGCGCAUCUUCCCUUUAUCCGGGACAUCCAGAGCACAUACACCCGCACCGGCAUUUUUGGCUAUUGGGGGAAUAAAGGUGGCGUGUCAGUGCGUUUCUCCUUCUAUGGCCACAUGCUUUGCUUUCUGAACUGUCACCUGGCAGCACAUAUGAACUAUGCUGUGCAGCGCGUGGAUGAGUUUGAGUACAUCCUGGACUCACAAGACUUUGACUUCUACAACACGCCGCAUGUGCUUGACCACAAGGUGGUGUUUUGGUUUGGUGAUUUGAACUUCCGCAUCGCGGACCAUGGCCUGCACUUCCUGCGCUCCUCCAUCAACAGCGGCCGCUUCAACCUGCUGUGGAGCAAAGACCAACUGCUGAUGAUGAAGCAGAAGGAGCCGCUGUUGCAGCAGUUUGAGGAAGGGCCUCUGCAGUUCAAACCCACAUACAAAUUCGACCGCUUCUCCGAGACAUAUGACACAAGCCCGCAGAAGACAUGGUUUGGUUUUAAUGGGAAGAAGCGGAAGCCGGCCUGGACAGAUCGGAUCCUGUGGCGGAUAAAACCCAGGGAUGAGGAGGAGUGUGGGUCGAUAGCAGAUGAUGAAGAAUCGCUUGUGAAGGUGACUCAGGACAUAUACACCUGUGAUCCAUCCUAUGGAGUCAGUGAUCACAAACCUGUCAUCGGCACCUUUAACCUGGAGCUGCAGAAGAAAGUGGAGACGCCGCUGGUGUGUGUGAGUGCAGAAGGCCAGUGGAGCGCUGAUGAAGACGCAGUGCUCACUUACACCAUUCAGGAGAAGUUUGACGCCUGCACCUCAGACUGGAUUGGCCUCUACAAGAUUGGCUUUAAAAGUGCUUUGGAUUAUAUCGCCUUUGUCUGGGUCAAGGAGGACGAGAUCGCUGCUGUCGAUGAAGUUGUUCAGUUAAGCAUGAAGAGAGAUGACCUCCCCCUGCUGGCAGGGGAUUACAUUCUGGGCUACUUCAGCAGAAACAUGCAGUCCCUGGUGGGCCUUAGCCCUACUUUUCAGAUAAUGGAGUCUACACUGGCUCUGCUGGAGGGCCUGGUGCCUGAAAACAUUAACGGACUGGACAAGUAA
Colossoma macropomum (tambaqui) is the source of this 1548-nucleotide messenger RNA. It is a transcript of the gene inpp5kb, whose product is annotated as inositol polyphosphate-5-phosphatase Kb. Gene Ontology annotation, biological process: phosphatidylinositol dephosphorylation; negative regulation of glycogen biosynthetic process; negative regulation of insulin receptor signaling pathway. Gene Ontology annotation, molecular function: phosphatidylinositol-3,4,5-trisphosphate 5-phosphatase activity; phosphatidylinositol-4,5-bisphosphate 5-phosphatase activity; inositol bisphosphate phosphatase activity. Bases 1 to 1548 code for a protein of 515 amino acids. The transcript is spliced from 13 exons. Gene Ontology annotation, cellular component: ruffle; plasma membrane; endoplasmic reticulum. The record is from RefSeq and is a predicted model, not a curated record. Lineage: Eukaryota; Metazoa; Chordata; Actinopteri; Characiformes; Serrasalmidae.